Messenger RNA from Egretta garzetta (little egret), 2998 nucleotides. RefSeq names its product nuclear factor of activated T cells 2 (gene NFATC2). The transcript has 9 exons. The coding region runs from base 100 to 2628 and encodes 842 amino acids. The record is from RefSeq and is a predicted model, not a curated record. Gene Ontology annotation, cellular component: transcription regulator complex. Gene Ontology annotation, molecular function: RNA polymerase II cis-regulatory region sequence-specific DNA binding; DNA-binding transcription factor activity, RNA polymerase II-specific; transcription factor binding. Gene Ontology annotation, biological process: calcineurin-NFAT signaling cascade; cytokine production; regulation of transcription by RNA polymerase II. Lineage: Eukaryota; Metazoa; Chordata; Aves; Pelecaniformes; Ardeidae.
ACCAACAGCCCACCCUCUGGAGUUACAUACGCUCAUGAUGUCUUGGACUGUGGCCUCAAGCCAUGCCCCCUGCCUUUUUCUAGCCUUUCUGCAGAUCCCAUGGGCAGAUAUGGACAGCCAGAUAGCAUAGGGACAACACCUACACACCCUGCCAACGCUGCAGGGGCCUCUGCUCCGAGCCCUAGGAUUGAAAUUACUCCAUAUCAUGAACUGAUUCAUUCAGGGGGUCCCUUCCGCAGCAAAGACACAGAUGUUCUUUUGGUAGAACAUCAGUCAAACUCAGCUACCACUAGCCCAAGGGUUACCCUGCCUGUCCCUGGCUUUGAGGGCUACAGAGAACCACUGUGUUUGAGCCCAGCUAGUAGCGGCUCCUCUGCAAGUUUCAUUUCAGAGACAAAUGUAUCUCCUUGCACAUCACCAUGUGUUUCACCAAAUAAUGGUCCUAGUGAUGACCUUUGUCCACAGUUUCAAAACAUCCAUACUCAUUAUUCUCCUAGAACCUCUCCAAUAAUGUCACCACGAACAAGCAUCACGGAGGAAACCUGCUUGGGACGACAUUCACCAUCACCCUGUCCCAACUCAAGGUCUUCGUCACCAGGUGCAAAACGGAGGUACUCUUGCACUGAGCUCUACAGUACUCAGCUGCCUUCCACUUCUCCACGACAGUCAAGGACCCCCUCUCCACAAUCCUCUCCUCGCAUCCCCUUGAGAGAAGACAACUCUUCGGUUACUUACACGCAGUUGCCCAGUGCUUCUCUUUCCAUGGAUGCUAUGAGCAGCCUUCCUACGGAUCCUUCCUGUGGUGUUCCCACGAAAAUUUGGAAAACCAGCCCUGAUCCUUCAUCAAUGCCUUCCCACAAAAACAGCAUUCCAUGUCACGUCUUUCAGACUGUUGACUUCCACGGGCCUUGUGAGCAGGAGGACAGGAGAAACUCAGCCCCAGAAUCAAUUUUGUUGGUACCUCCAUCCUGGACAAAGCAACUGGUGCCUGCAAUACCUAUCUGCAGUUUGCCCGUCCAGUCGCUCCCGCCCCUCGAGUGGCCGCUUUCCAGCCAGUCUGGUUCCUACGAGCUGCGGAUUGAGGUACAGCCGAAGCCCCACCACCGGGCGCACUAUGAGACAGAGGGAAGCCGAGGGGCCGUCAAGGCACCGACCGGAGGCCACCCCGUUGUCCAGCUUCACGGUUACAUGGAGAACAAACCCUUGGGUCUUCAGAUCUUCAUUGGGACAGCAGACGAACGGAUACUUAAACCUCAUGCUUUCUAUCAAGUCCAUCGCAUUACGGGAAAAACCGUCACCACCACCAGCUAUGAAAAAAUCAUUGGCAACACCAAAGUUUUAGAGAUCCCACUGGAACCCAAAAACAACAUGAAAGCAACCAUUGACUGCGCAGGGAUUUUGAAGCUGAGGAAUGCAGACAUCGAGCUGCGCAAGGGAGAGACGGACAUCGGCAGGAAGAACACCCGUGUGCGGCUCGUCUUCCGCGUGCAUAUCCCAGAGUCCAACGGCAGGAUCAUUUCUCUGCAAGCAGCAUCGAACCCCAUUGAAUGCUCCCAAAGGUCUGCCCAUGAACUUCCAAUGGUUGAAAGACAAGAUAUUGAUAGCUGCCUCGUUUAUGGAGGACAACAGAUGAUCCUCACCGGACAAAAUUUCACAGCAGAGUCCAAGGUGGUGUUCACAGAGAAAACGUCAGAUGGGCAGCAGAUCUGGGAAAUGGAGGCAACAGUGGACAAAGAUAAGAGCCAGCCUAGCAUGCUUUUUGUAGAAGUACCAGAGUACCGUAAUAAGCACAUUCGCACAGCUGUGAAGGUGAAUUUUUAUGUCAUCAAUGGGAAAAGAAAAAGAAGCCAACCCCAGCAUUUUACCUAUCACCCAGUACCAUCAAUCAAAACAGAGCCCAUUGAUGACUAUGAUCCAGCCUUAAUCUGCAAUACAGUACACAGUGGUCUGGGAACAGUAACACAGCCUUACUAUUCACAGCAUACAAUGGUCACCGAAUCCCCUUCCUGUCUUGUGGCCACUAUGGCUCCUUGCCAGCAGUUGCGCUCAGGCCUUUCUUCUCCUGAUUCCCGAUACCAUCAGCAGAAUCCAGCCGCUGUAAUAUAUCAAAGAAGCAAGAGCCUUAGCCCAAGCCAACUGGGCUACCAGCAGUCCAAUUUGAUGGCUACACCAGUUGCUAUUUCAGAUGCCCAUAGGUCAGUGCUGGUGCACGCUGGUUCUCCAGGCCAAACUUCAGCAGUGCUCCACCACUCUCCAGGCAACCAACAGUCUUCUCCAGUGAUUCACUAUUCUCCAACCAACCAACAGCUGAGGUGUGGAAGUCACCAAGAAUUUCAGCACAUCAUGUGCUGUGAAAAUUUUACGUCCAAUGUUGCAAGAUCCAGCCAGCCCCAGGUCAGUCAAGCACAAAGGUUAAGUCCAAGUUCAUAUCCUACCGUGAUUCAGCAGCAGACAGCCUCAGGCCAGCGAGCAGCAAAAAAUGGACCACCGGUUAGCGACCAGAAAGAAGUGUUACCAGCUGGAGUCACUAUAAAACAGGAACAGAAUCUGGACCAAGCAUAUCUGGAUGACGUUAAUGAAAUUAUCAGGAAGGAAUUUUCUGGACUCCCUGCCAGAAAUCAGACAUAGAAGAAGAGAUUUGUGAGACAACUUUUACCGAAUCCUUCCAUAACUGACCUCUUAGAUCCUUCCAAUGCCCCUGCAACCUCCCGCUUCCUCAACUGUUCAUCUCAAGGCACCAAUUCAAUGCAAGGAACAAUGUAUUGGCAUCAAGCUGACAGCCUUGACUAAGCAACUCGCCACCUCUCUCUGUAAACAUCGAGAAGGACACCCUUCCUUUCGUCCAAAGAUCGUAUUGUUCUUGUAUAACAGAGCAUCUGUCUGAGGAAACUCUUCAAGCCUGCUGCAAAAUAUCUAUCUAUGUAUCGAUCCAUCUUAGUAAUAAGGGAGAAGUGAGAUGUCACUCCUGAACGCCACACAAAGCAAGGGAGGUUAUAUG